This is a messenger RNA of Sciurus carolinensis (gray squirrel), 998 nucleotides long. RefSeq names its product chromosome 12 C1orf53 homolog (gene C12H1orf53). Lineage: Eukaryota; Metazoa; Chordata; Mammalia; Rodentia; Sciuridae. The record is from RefSeq and is a predicted model, not a curated record. The coding region runs from base 194 to 643 and encodes 149 amino acids. The transcript is spliced from 4 exons.
UCUUCGGCUCCUCCUUAGCAGCCUUCGGAGUCCACCUAGCUACCGCGGGGGAGCCUGGCAGGGCCGGCAGGCCCGCGCCCCGACCCUUCUUCCCGGGGUGGCCGCGCGCGGCCCGUGCACAGCGCCAGGCCUGCGCUCGCCGCCCCGCCGAUCGCGGGCGGGGCGCUCCGCCUCCCAAAGGCUGGCGGCGGCCAUGGCGGCCAGGCGGGUCGGGGCGUGGGCGGGCGCUGCGGUCCGUAGGCCAGCCCCCUCUGCCCCGCCGCCAGUCCCUCUCUGGGUCAGCAGAGGGCUCCGACAGCGCCUGGGCCUCACGCUGGGCUCGAAUUCCGAGGGAGACCACGGCGGCUCCGUGCCCGGCUCGCAAGGCGGGCCGGAGGGAGCAGCGAGGCUGCCGGCGAGCGAAGAGUUAACAGCGGCCGAGCUGCGGAUCGCGGAGCUGCACGCCGCCGCCUGCGCGACUGGCCAGCUUAACUAUGUGGACCCAGCUACUGGCUACAUGGUGCUCACAAGGCUGGCCCACUUGCAGAGAGGUUCCUGCUGUGGCUCCGCCUGUAGACACGUACAAAGAGACAGGAAAAGAAAUCAAGAAUGUUGCAAACUGGAUCCCAGAAAGCCUUUUCUUUAUUAUUCACUGAAUAAAUAGAAAUUUGCCCAGCAUUAAGAGUGUCCUUAUGGUCAAGUCAAUGUUAAAGAUCCAUCUAAAAAGAAGAAAUUCAAUUCAUAUUUUUAUGUUUGACGACAGUUUCAUCUCCAUUGUCUAAUUAAACUUGUAUUUGUUUUAAAAAAUGAAGCUUCUAUCAAAUCUGUUAAGGAUUUGAGCCCUAAUUUAAUCUUUAAAUGCAUAUAUUAAAAGAACAUCAAUAAAAAGAAAAAGCUAACAAAUGUUGUGUGUUUCUGAAGUGGCACAUUGAUAGCUAUUUUCCUUUCUUUUUGCUUCAUUAUCUGACACAUAUGUUGAAGAAAGAAAAUAAUGACUGUUCUAUUAAAUAAAAGUAGCA